UUCUCUGCCAGUCAUUCUUUCUUUCAAAAAUAAUUUCCAGUUAUAGAGAAGAAAAAUCAUUUCUGAUAUACGUGUAACAUAGCUAGGGUUAGAAUGAUGCUAGCAUUAUCUUCUUAUUAUCCAUUUAUAGUUUCUUGCUUUUGUUUCCAGAUCUAGUGCUGCAGCUGCUCUGCAACAAGAUCAACUCAACUUUUUAUCUAAUUUAGUUCAUUUCCUCUUUUAGAUCAGGUCAACUUUCUAUAAGUGGAAACUUCUUGUCUGAGUUUCUGAUUAUAUAUACCUGUGCCCUAUACCUAUUAGUAGUGUUUUGUGGGAAUUAGUUUGUCUCCAAAUCUAGGGCCAGGGUGGAGAAGAAGUGAAGGGGUUUUGAAGUAUUAUGAGAAUGGUGAGAGGAAAAACACAGGUGAAGAAAAUAGAAAACACAACAAGUAGACAAGUGACAUUUUCGAAGCGCAGGAGUGGACUCCUGAAGAAGGCUUAUGAGUUAUCAGUUCUUUGUGAUGCACAAGUUGCUCUUAUUGUCUUCUCCUCCACCGGAAAGCUCUAUGAGUUCUCAAGCUCAUCAAGUACAAAUACUAUAAUUGAACGGUACCUGAAGAUUGGAAAGAACCUGGAAUCCGGAAAAACCGUAGCCGUUGAAGAAAAUACAGAGCAUGUUCUGGAGGAAAGAGUUGCAACCAUGACUGAAAAGAUCAAGCAGCUUGAAGAAUGUAAAGAAAAGCUCCUGGGAGUUGGUUUAGAGUCUUACACUGUUGAUGAGUUGCAAAAGCUAGAAAAUGAUAUAGACCGGAGCUUAAAACACGUGAGGGCAAGAAAGUACGAGUUGUUCAAGCAGCAGAUAGAGCAGCUGAGGAACGAGGAAAGAAGAUUAGCUAAACAAAAUGAAGAAUUAAAGAAGUCUGAAUUGCAAGAACUGCAGCCUGAAAAUAAAUCCGAGAAAGAUUCAAGAAGAGAAAUGGAGGACGUGGACACAGAUCUAUUCUUAGGACCGCCAGAAUUUAGAAGAACUACCGCCUGAUCAGGUGCUGCUCAACCAGAGUCUGGUUACACAGUAAGUAAAUUUAAAUAAAGUUCAAAUGCUUGGAUGCAACAGCCAACAUAUACUUUUCUAUAGAGGCUGGAACACGGGCCUCUCUUUUUUCAAUCGCAUACAAAAUUUUUUGACUUUGCAAAAUGUUGUAUCUUCUAUUUUAUCUACAAUUUUCUGAAGAGUGAAGACGGUAAACAUUGGUCGUCUCUCCAUUGUCCAUUGUAACUAAAAAUGUACGAACUGGAACAGAUUCAAGGAGCUUCAAGCAUUCAUAAUCUAUUUAUAGAUUGUAACACUAA
Messenger RNA from Daucus carota subsp. sativus, 1329 nucleotides. Its product is annotated as agamous-like MADS-box protein AGL19. Gene Ontology annotation, cellular component: nucleus. The record is from RefSeq and is a predicted model, not a curated record. Gene Ontology annotation, biological process: positive regulation of transcription by RNA polymerase II. The coding region runs from base 377 to 1018 and encodes 213 amino acids. NCBI's taxonomy places the organism in Eukaryota, Viridiplantae, Streptophyta, Magnoliopsida, Apiales, Apiaceae. Gene Ontology annotation, molecular function: DNA-binding transcription factor activity, RNA polymerase II-specific; RNA polymerase II cis-regulatory region sequence-specific DNA binding; protein dimerization activity. The transcript is spliced from 7 exons.